This is a messenger RNA of Anopheles marshallii, 1881 nucleotides long. Its product is annotated as ceramide kinase. The transcript is spliced from 8 exons. The coding region runs from base 1 to 1881 and encodes 626 amino acids. Lineage: Eukaryota; Metazoa; Arthropoda; Insecta; Diptera; Culicidae. The record is from RefSeq and is a predicted model, not a curated record. Gene Ontology annotation, molecular function: kinase activity.
AUGGACAAAGAACACGAAGUUUUGCUCAAUGCGUUUGUGAUAGCCAAGAAACGGUAUCGUGUGUUCUAUAACGCAGGGAUCUUAGUGUGGGAAGAUGAAUCUUCCAAGAAAGCCAAAACCACCGUACCGAUAACGGAUGUACUUUCGGUCGCAAUAUCUAAACUCCCCCACGCUAAUGGCAAACAAUGGAUGAAACGUAGCAAAGCACCAUCAGCGGCGGGACCAAUAGCACGAAACGAAGCCCACGGCAGCCUAGACAGCGAUCGAAUUCCAGUGCUCUCCGGUUCGACCACGACCAACACGCUUGCGACGAACGCCAGUAACAACAUUCCGCACAAUCACAGCAAUCGAGGCAGUUUGAAUGAACUAUCCGACUCUAAUGAUGAUCGCGUCUACUUUGAUACUGGGAUACAAACGGGAAAUUUCAACUACUUAAUUGUUCACUAUGCAGCACUUGUUUGUUUAAAAACCCAUCGAUGGCGGGUGAAAUCCGUUGCCCUGCACAACAGCGAGCAUCGUAUCGUGGAACUGUGGUACAAUCGUCUAUUGAGCGAUCUUAAAGAUCAAAACCGGCCCAAAAAUUUGCUUCUGUUUCUCAACCCUUACGGUGGCAAGAAGAAUGCGUUGGCUCUGUACGAACGAUUCGCAAAGCCGCUGUUCGGUUUGGCAGAGGUUGACAUUAAUUUAAUUAUAACGCAACGCGCGCAACAGAUCUAUGACAUCGUCACCUCCAAGAGUAUUGCGUUGGACAACUAUGAUGGUCUGGUUUGCUGCGGCGGUGAUGGCACGUUUGCCGAAUUGUUCAAUGGAUUGGUCACGCGUACGAUGAUAGAUCGCGGUAUCGAUGUAAAACAUCCACCGUUCCUACCGAAACCUAACAUUCCGAUCGGCAUCAUUCCGGCUGGCAGUACUGAUACGGUAGCAUGCUGUUUGAACGGUACCACCGACAUCAAGACUUCGAUUAUACACAUAAUACUGGGGCAGCACAGUGGCCUUGACAUAUCCGCCGUAUACGAUGCGGAUUCUGUUGCGCGGGCUGAUGGGGAAUCUCCGUUCUCGACGAGUAAACCGCGACCUCAGCUGCUGAAACUAUUCGCAAGUGCACUGUCGUACGGUUAUUUGGGAGACAUUGCAUACGAUAGUGAAAAGUAUCGUUGGAUGGGACCAAAGAGAUACGAUUAUUCGGGAUUUAAGAAAUUUCUUGCCAAUCGAGGAUACAAUGCAGAAAUUGUAGUACAUCUUGAUCAGCGCGGAAAACAAGACCCCAACGACGGUAUCCGCUGUUUGGAUAAGUGUAAUCGUUGUAAAAAGGCUCUUUAUGGUCAUGGUGGUGAAGAUGGUGGUACCAGCGUUGAGAAUAGCGACACGGAGCCUUUAAUCGUGCGUGGCAAGUUUCUUAUGGUGAGCGGUGCUAACAUUUCUUGCUCUUGUGAACGAAGUCCACAGGGAUUUUCGCCUUACUGCCAUCUGGGCGAUGGAUUGCUGGAUUUGGUGCUUGUACGUCAUACAUCAAUGUUUAACAACUUGCGACUACUGCUGACAAUGACAUCGAAAACGAAGAAAAUUAGUGAAUUGCCGUUUGUGGAAAUUUAUCGUACGAAAGAGUUUCGGUUCACUGCGAACCGUCAGCCAGAGCUUAAUGGUGGUGGUGAGGUUGCACCUGCAAUAUCUUCCGAUACGAUGCGGCGCUCUAAGUGGAACUGUGAUGGAGAAGUGUUGCUGAAUACGAAUAUAGUUGUCGAGUCCAACUGCCAAUUGAUACAAGUUUUUAGACGAGGAAUCUUACCUAGUACCGGUCACGGUGCAUCGGAACAACGGGCAACAUCGAAUGCAUUGGAUGUGGACGAUAAAGAAUCCUGCUGUUUUGGCCUGUGCAACUAA